AUGGAUUUAACACCUGAGUGUCUUAAUGAUUUGUUUUACCAUGAACCUACACUCAAAAAAUUUUUGGAUUUUUGGCUUCGUUCCAGUGAUUUGGAGGAUAUGCAAAUCGAGCAUGAUAAUUACAAUAAUGAGUUGUUAACCAUUAGUUCACAUUAUGCCAAAAUAUCUGAAAUUGGAGAAAAAGUAAAAAAAUGGAGACUAGCUUUUAAGGCAUGUUUAUAUUUACCUGUAUUUUAUUUGUUCACUUCAAAGAAUGGUCCUCGUGGACUACCUUUUGAUCUGCUUGUUCAUAAGGGAAAGACUGCUUGUUCAGCAAAGUUACUUGAAGAACAAUCCAAAUUGGGUCUUAUGCAGGCUCAGGCAGAAAUGACAGAAGUUCAGGUGAAUGGAAUUGUACACACUGCAGCGCAAUUAAACAAAGGUGCUCUUUCAAACUUAGAGAAAAUCGUUUCUACAAUUGCAUCUGUGGAACCUGAAAUGAGGAAUAAACAAGCGUUUGAUGAUGAUAAUAAUCAUGAUAAUCAAAUGCAGCCACCAUCAAAGAAGUCAUUACACAAUUCCCCUGACAUUGUUGUUGAUGAAGAGUACAAUGAAAUUGCAGAGUGUGAAUAUUUAAAAACUCAAAUGAUUCAAGAGUACACUCAUACCACCACAAAUGAAUUAUGUGAGAUUAUAAAUAAAGUAAAGAAUUCCACACAUCGGUUGUUUGAAUAUCAAAUCAUUGAUCUUUCUGACCGAAAUGCGGCAAACCCAGUGAAUAAAAUCUUCACAACCAGUGAAAAAGAAUUGUUGAAAGGUUUCUGGGAUACUUCUGAAGGAUCAUAUCAAUUUAAUACAUAUGACCCCAAAUGGGAAGAAAUUAUAAAACCUCUUUUGAACACUUAUGGUGGGGCUUUCAUUGAGCCUAAAUCAAUGCUUGAUGAUGUUCUGAUGAAUCUUGACAUUGUUAUGGAGAAGCCAUACAAUGGUGUCUUCAACUACAAACAGCAUUACAUUCUUUUAUGGAUACCAUUCGAUUCAGAACAUGGGUUCCACAUUUCACUGCAAAAUGCUGAUUUUUCAUUGAACUCUAAUAUUAAUGUCUACUUAUCCUUUAUACUUAGUGGCAAAAUUGAGAAUAUGUUAACAAAAAAACAAAGAAAUGAAACUGAACAACAAAAAUCUUGUAUCUGCCUUGGUUGUAACCAAGAUGGUAUCAUUGAAAUCAGUUUAAAUACAACGGACUUGGAGAUUGGUUUCAUGGAAGUUGUUGGUAGUGCAAUUGAAAUUGACUUUAAAAAACUAGGUGAGGACAUUGAAAAAGUCUUCAAAGCAAUUCAAAUUUCCAUGUUCUAUCAGAGACUAUAUUUCCUUCAAUGUGGAGCCACUGAAGAUAAAAUCAAAUUCAUAGAAAGUUACGGAAUUGUAGUAUAUC
Molecule: messenger RNA, 1414 nt
Organism: Entrophospora candida
Lineage: Eukaryota; Fungi; Glomeromycota; Glomeromycetes; Entrophosporales; Entrophosporaceae
Source: the annotation of a GenBank genome assembly